AUGACACUCAAGGAAAAAGCAGAAAAGUUGGACAAGAUCUACCCGACGCACGCACACCUAUUCCACAUCCCCACCUUCGAAACCCUCGGGAUCGAAAACGCCAACUUCCACCCCACGACACCCUCCAUCUACCUAUGCGGCAACUCCCUAGGCCUCAUGCCGAAACAGACACGCAGAGCAAUAACCGAGCAAUUGGACGCAUGGUCGGCGCGCGCAGUCGAAUCCCACUUCAACCACCCAACAGGCACAAACUGGGUCGACGUCGACUUGCCCUUGGUGCAUCUCCUCGCUCCCAUAGUAGGAUGCAAUGAGCGCGAAGUGUGCGCCAUGGGCUCACUCACUUCCAACUUGAACGCGCUCUUGAUCCAUUUUUACAAACCCCAGGGCAGACGCACCAAGAUACUAUUCGAGAAACAUGCGUUUCCUUCGGACUAUUACGCGUUUUUGAACAUGGUGCAGUUGUUCGGGUAUGAUGAGCUGCAUUUGAUCCAGGUUGAAGUCGACGCGGCGCCCGGCAAAACAUAUCUUGAAACGGAGCUGAUCUUGCGUGUGUUUGAUGCGCAUGCUGAUGAGGUGGCCCUUGUGUGUUUUCCCGGUAUACAAUACUACACGGGCCAGCUAUUUGACAUGGAGAGGAUCACGCAUUAUGUCAAGCACAAACAGCCUGAAGUGGUGGUGGGGUGGGAUUUGGCUCACGCGGUGGGGAACGUCGAGUUGCACUUGCAUGAAUGGGGCGUCGAUUUCGCCGCGUGGUGCUCGUACAAAUAUUUGAACUCGGGACCGGGUGCAAUUGCAGGUAUAUACGUGCAUGAAAAGCACACGGUGGACAACACUCACAAGAAGUAUACACCGCGGUUGGCGGGCUGGUGGGGGAACAACAGCGAGGACAGGUUCAAGAUGUUGGAGAAGUUCGAUCCCAUCGCGAGCGCCCUAAGCUAUAGACAGCUGAACCCGAGCGUGAUUGACUGUGUCGCGUUGCAGAGCUCGUUGCAAAUCUUUGAACACGUCGGCGGCGUGGCCACGCUCCGAAGAAAGAGCUUGGACUUGACGCGGUUCUUGUGGGAUAUCUUAGUCGAGAGCAAGUACUAUAUCCCGCAGAAUGAGAUUAACGAGACCAAGUUUGGAUUCAAGAUUCUCACGCCCAAGGACCCGCAGCAGAGAGGUAGUCAGUUGAGCUUGCUUUUCCAGCCGCAUCGCGAUGAUAAGCGCGAGAAUGUCAUGGAGCGUGUGUUUGAGCAUUUGCAUCGCCAUGCCAUUAUAUGUGACGAACGGAGACCCGAUGUCAUACGGUUGGCGCCCUUGCCGUUGUAUAACACGUUCAACGAGACCUUGGUUGCUGCAACUCGUCUUUUUGAAGCAUUGGAGUUGUUAGCAAAAGACUACGUAUAA
Lodderomyces beijingensis is the source of this 1389-nucleotide messenger RNA. NCBI's taxonomy places the organism in Eukaryota, Fungi, Ascomycota, Pichiomycetes, Serinales, Debaryomycetaceae. The record is from the annotation of a GenBank genome assembly.